GACUGAGCCGGGGGCCCAACGGCCAGGCCCGGCCCCUGCCCCUGCCCCUGCCCGCCCCCAUGGCUCUGCAGAGGCUGUGCCGGGGCGCCGGGGCGCUCGGCUGCAGGAGGAGCUCCGGCCUGCAGGGCCAGAUGCUGGGAGAACUGGUGGAGGCCCUGCGAGCUGUAGUGGGGAGCCCAAACGUGUCCACAGCCCUGGCUGUCCGGGAGCAGCAUGGGAGGGAUGAAUCCAUGCACAGGUGCAGCCCGCCAGACGCCGUGGUCUGGCCGCAGGAUGUGGAACAGGUCAGCAAGCUGGCGGGGAUCUGCUACAGUCACGGUGUCCCCAUCAUCCCCUUCAGCACUGGCACGGGCCUGGAGGGCGGCGUCACGGCAGUGAGAGGCGGCGUGUGCUUUAACCUGACCCGAAUGGAUCGCAUCACAGCGCUCAGCACUGAGGACUUCACUGUGGCCGUGGAGCCGGGGGUGACCCGCAAAGCGCUCAACAGUUACCUGCGGGACACUGGCCUCUGGUUCCCUGUUGACCCUGGCGCCGACGCCUCCUUGUGCGGCAUGGCGGCCACCAGCGCCUCAGGCACCAAUGCCGUGCGCUACGGCACCAUGCGCCACAACGUGCUCAACCUGCAGGUGGUGCUGGCCGAUGGCAGGGUGCUGCACACGGCCGGCCGGGGCCGCCACUUCAGGUACCGGGGGCUGCGGCUCAGGGGUGGGGGGCACCAGGGGACUCCUGCUCCGAGAUCUCAUUCCAGCCACUUGCCCUGCUGCAGGAAGAGCGCUGCUGGCUACAACCUGACGGGGCUGUUUGUGGGCUCCGAGGGGACGCUUGGCCUCAUCACUCAGGCUACGCUGCGUCUUCAUGGCAGCCCUGAGGCCAUGGUGGCGGCCGUGUGCGCCUUCCCCAGCGUGCAUGCGGCGGUGGGCUGCACGGUGCAGGUGCUGCAGGCCGGUAUCCCCGUGGCCCGGAUUGAGUUCCUGGACGAUGUCAUGAUGGCCGCCUGUAAUCGGUUCAGCGGCCUGAGCUACGCCGUGUCCCCCACACUCUUCCUGGAGUUCCACGGCUCGCCCGGCAGUGUGGAGGAGCAGGUCCGGCAGGCAGGGGAGAUCAUGCAGCUGAACGGUGGCUCGGACUUUGCCUGGGCCCGGGAACCGGAGGCGAGGAACAAGCUGUGGGCUGCUCGGCACAACGCCUGGUAUGCAGCCUUGGCCCUGCGCCCUGGGAGCAAGGGCUACUCCACAGAUGUGUGCGUCCCCAUCUCCCGGCUGCCCCACAUCGUGGGAGAGACACACAGAGACCUGCAGGAGUCAGGGCUCACAGGCCUGAUAGUCGGGCACGUGGGUGACGGGAACUUUCACUGCAUCUUGGUGUUCGACCCAGCCGACCUGGACGAGAUCCAGCGUGUCAAGGAAUUUGCAACCCGACUGGCCAGACAGGCCCUGGCCCUGGGCGGAACCUGUACAGGCGAGCAUGGCAUCGGGCUGGGCAAGCGCCAUCUGCUCUGGGAGGAGAUUGGGGAGCUGGGACUGACCAUCAUGAGGCAGAUCAAGGCCAUGCUGGACCCCAAGAACCUCAUGAACCCCGGGAAGGUGCUGUGAGGGGUAUCUCCCACCCUUGCCCAGCCAGCCCAGAGCACCCAGCGCUGGGAAGGCAGGUUCCCUCCCCCUCCCCAUGCAGACAGCGACUCAGAACAGAGGCCAGGGGGAGCCCCCAAGUCUCGACCCUUGAGCCCAGUGGAUUGUUUAUGCCACAGGAAGGAGGGACUGGAAGCAGUAGAAAGCGGCAGGCUUACUGUCAGCAAACCCCUCUUCGCCCCCUCACCUCUCCUGGCCCUGGGCUCCGCCCCCAGAUCUGCUACUGCCCCCCUUCACCUCUCCCAGCCCUGGGCUCCCCGUUCACCUCUGCCUCACCCACCCCCCGCCUCUCUCCGCCCUACAAAUCCCCAGCUCUGCCCCAGCUCCCCCCACCCUCUCCCAGCCCUGUGACUCUCCCUAGCUUUGCUAUUGUCCCCCCUUCAUGUCUUUCAGCCCCACACGUCCCACCCUCAGCUCUCCCUCAGCCCCCCUGCCUCUCCCAGCCUUAGGACCCCCACCCCAGCUUUGCCAGUGGCCUUGUGACAAUGUAGGAAAUUUUCUUAACAGUUUGUAUGAAUACUGUGUGGGCCUCA
Molecule: messenger RNA, 2161 nt
Organism: Gopherus evgoodei (Goodes thornscrub tortoise)
Lineage: Eukaryota; Metazoa; Chordata; Testudines; Testudinidae
Gene: LDHD
Product: lactate dehydrogenase D
Exons: 10
Coding region: 60-1592 (510 amino acids)
Biological process (GO): lactate catabolic process
Cellular component (GO): mitochondrion
Molecular function (GO): FAD binding; D-lactate dehydrogenase (cytochrome) activity; D-lactate dehydrogenase (NAD+) activity
Source: RefSeq, a predicted model, not a curated record